Molecule: messenger RNA, 980 nt
Organism: Oncorhynchus masou masou (cherry salmon)
Lineage: Eukaryota; Metazoa; Chordata; Actinopteri; Salmoniformes; Salmonidae
Gene: tac3a
Product: tachykinin precursor 3a
Exons: 7
Coding region: 270-668 (132 amino acids)
Biological process (GO): positive regulation of blood pressure; tachykinin receptor signaling pathway
Source: RefSeq, a predicted model, not a curated record
CCCCACCUACGUUUCUGAAGCUGAUUGGACUCGCGCAGAUACACAGCUAUGAUUUAAUAAACAGAAUAGUGGACACAUCACUCUGUCCUCGCGGAUCUCGUCGCUGCACUGCAGGAGCUAUCCGUAUCAUCGUUUCGCUCUCACCACCAAGCAUCCGCACCCGGGCGCGCGCACGGUCUUCUCCAACUGUCUUUAACAUAAUAUUCAUAUUCGAAUAUUACCACGUCGGAAAACAGCUUGUCUAGGCUAUAGGUGGUGUUAAUAAGAAGAUGAAAAACGGAUUGUUGCUGGUGGCUCUGUUCCUCGUCAUGAAACUCCGCUCAAGCCAGUCCAGCUGCGAGGAGCCUGCUGCUGGGGCGCUCAGAUCAACUGCUGACUCAGAGGAUACUCCAGGUCUUGAAAACCUCAAGCGGACCAUUCUGAAGAGAUAUAACGACCUAGAUUAUGACAGCUUUGUUGGGCUGAUGGGUAGAAGGGGCGCUGAUAUUUAUGAAGUACCUCCUUCUCCACAUAAAAGAGAGAUGGAUGAUGUCUUUGUUGGGCUUAUGGGCAGAAGAAACUUGGAACAAGGCAACAUGCGUCCUUUGAGAAAGGAGGCAUACCCUGAGACAAGAAGAGGAGGCUUAUUCUUUAAUAAGUGCAGACUGAGGUUUCGGCGUGGGUUGUAGACAAGACAUUCAUCCAGACCCAUCCCUAACAUCCAGCCAAGGCAAAACCCCUUUUCAGAAGAUUGGAGUUAUUAUUAUACAAUACAGAAAAGAAACAACUAUUUAUUUUACAAAACAAAGUAUUUGCGAAAACAUCUAUGGAAUUUAAACUGACCAAAAUCAACCUGCUACUGUAACAUGUGCCCGAUGAGUUGUCAUAGUAACUAAUAGCUAUAAUGUAUUACCUGAAAGAAAUCAGUAACAGAUCCAUCUGAUAAGAACUAUUUCUUUACCAUAUGUUUGUGAUUCAAAUUAAAGAAAUAAUCAAAUGUG